AUGAAUGAGUUCGAGAAUACCCUCCUCAGUCGUCUGGCAACCUCCCUCUGGGGGCUUGUUCCUGGAAAAAGAGUCCAUAAAGCCUUAAGGUAUGGCCUAGACAAACACCUGCCUCCCAAUGCCCACGAGCUGGUGUCUGGAAAGCUGCACAUUGUCCUCACCCGUGUGCGCGACUGGAAAAGCGUGACCGUGUCCGAGUUUGCCUCCAAGGAGGACCUGAUCCAGGCCAUACUGUGCAGCUGCUUCAUCCCAGGGUAUUUUGGAUUUUUCCCUCCUAAGUACCGUGGGGUGUGUUACGUGGACGGGGAACUGGCCAUGUGGAAAGCUGACUUCGUGUCCCAGAACACCAUCACCGUGUCUGCCUUCGCCGGCGAGUACGACAUCUGCCCCCGGGACGGCGCCGCCGCCUUCCUCAACUUCCAGCUCUCUGACUGCACUUUGCACCUCUCCACGAGGAACCUCUGCCGCUUACAGCACAUUUUUCAGCUCCCCAAACGCCAAGUCAUGGACCGGUUUUUUGCCUCUGGCUACCAGGACACGGUCUGCUUCUUAAAGAGACUGAGUAAGUGA
This is a messenger RNA of Manacus vitellinus (golden-collared manakin), 570 nucleotides long. Its product is annotated as patatin-like phospholipase domain-containing protein 1. The coding region runs from base 1 to 570 and encodes 189 amino acids. NCBI's taxonomy places the organism in Eukaryota, Metazoa, Chordata, Aves, Passeriformes, Pipridae. Gene Ontology annotation, molecular function: triacylglycerol lipase activity. The transcript is spliced from 5 exons. Gene Ontology annotation, biological process: triglyceride catabolic process; lipid homeostasis. The record is from RefSeq and is a predicted model, not a curated record. Gene Ontology annotation, cellular component: cytoplasm; lipid droplet; membrane.